Molecule: messenger RNA, 3188 nt
Organism: Dreissena polymorpha
Lineage: Eukaryota; Metazoa; Mollusca; Bivalvia; Myida; Dreissenidae
Product: aarF domain-containing protein kinase 1-like
Exons: 10
Coding region: 732-2303 (523 amino acids)
Biological process (GO): lipid homeostasis; mitochondrion organization; protein phosphorylation
Cellular component (GO): mitochondrial inner membrane
Molecular function (GO): ATP binding; protein kinase activity
Source: RefSeq, a predicted model, not a curated record
AAAUUAAUAAUAUAUUGUGUAUGUUACUUUUUUGACGACAUUGACUAUGUUACACGAUUAUAACAAUGCUCAUGGGUCAUUUUGACCAAACGCAUUAUAGAUAUGUGUUAUAUCGGAUUUCAAUAUAACGUUCUUUGUCUUCUUAUAUAAUAAAUUUACUUACCUUUGCCACAUUUGCAAUAUUGCCAUCGGUUGCAAAAUUAACGGCUUUUAAUUAAAAAACUGAAACAUCUAUUACUCAAUGAAAAGUAUUGUGACAAACGACAAUGCAUACUGUAUGUGAUAAUUUGCGAUAAUUGGCCGACUUUGACUAUAGAUUAACGACUUUUAAGUAGACUUAUAAAAAAGUUAUGACUAUUUCAUAGAUAUGAUAAUUAUAUUCAGCAUAACUAUUCAAUGAUAAUAAAAAUAUUGUAUGGCCUUUCUGGUAUACCAUGAGGCGUUUUUGGUUCACUGAUGCGGACUUUUUGGGAAGCCUUUUUGGUAAACGGCCUUUCUGGUACUAUAUCUUUGAGGGGAGCUAAACACCUAUUUGAUACAUUACAUUUAACACAUUUUAAAUAAAACAUGAUAGCAAUAGAAACAUUUCAUGUAAUUUGGACCGAAAUCUUUGUGAAUAUCUUCCAACGUACCGAUUCGCGUAGCCAGUUUUAUGACGGACUUCGGCGGAGUGACCUCCCUUGAAAUCGGGGGGCGUGGCUUCACUCUCGCUGUCGAAAGGUCAAUUUAGCAUGACAAUGCUGCCAAGGAAGGUUAAACAGGUUUUAAAAUAUGGCACACUGGCCGGUGCAACCUUAGGCGCCGGGUAUGUGGUGAAGAACAAUGACUGGGAGAUCUCAACAAUAGGAGCUGUGCGCUUUGGGAGGGCAGCUCUAACGGUUGCCAGGGUGGUUGUAGAUUACAAAUGGUCCCUACGUAACCUUGAACCUGGGACUGAACAGUACCUGAAACUGAAAUCAGAGGUACACACCAGAUCAGCAGAGCAUUUACGUAACCUGUGUUUUGUGAAUGGUGGAGCGUUCAUCAAAGUGGGUCAACACCUGGCUACACUCGACUACCUCCUGCCUCAAGAAUACGUGCAGACAAUGAAGGUGUUGCAUAGUAACGCACCGCAGUCACCGGUUGAAGAUCUCAUGAAGGUGUUUGAAGAAGACAUUGGGAAAAAGGUAGAGGACGUGUUUGAAUAUUUCUCCCCUGAGCCACUUGGGACGGCAUCCUUGGCCCAGGUGCACAGGGCUCGAACCAAGGAUGGACGAGAUCUAGCUGUCAAAAUCCAGCAUCCCAAGGUCAAGGCCCAUUCUUAUGUUGACAUCAAAACCAUGGAGUUCCUGAUCAGGCAAGUUCACUGGGUGUUUCCAGACUUCCAAUACGUGUGGCUCGCGGAGGAAACUAGGAGGAAUCUCCCAAAAGAGCUUGACUUUGUGAGGGAGGGAGAGCACUGUGAGAGAGUGGCGAAAAUGUUUGAACAUUUUAAGUUUCUAAAGGUACCAAGAGUUCACUGGGAGCUGACCAGUGGCCGAGUACUGACCAUGGAGUACUGCGAGGGUGGACAGGUGAACGAUAGGGAGUACAUGACACGCCAUGGCAUCAACGUCAAUGAUGUUGCCAGCAAGCUGGGCAAACUCUACAGUGAGAUGAUAUUUGUCAAUGGUUAUGUGCACUGUGACCCUCACCCAGGGAAUGUUCUGGUGAACAAAACCAGUGCCGGGACGCAGAUUGUUCUUCUGGAUCACGGGCUGUAUCAGACGCUUACCGAUGAUUUUCGUAUCAACUACUGUAAGCUGUGGAUAUCGCUAAUCCAUGCAGACUUGAAGGGGAUCGAGAAGUACUCGAACAAUCUGAACGUUGGUAAGCUGUACCCGCUGUUUGCCUGCAUGCUGACAGCUCGAUCCUGGGAAAAUGUCACUGGGGGGAUUGACAAGAAGCCAGUGACAGAGGCUGAGAAUCAAGAACUGUCAGAUAAUGCAGGUAUGUACAUGAUCCAGAUCUCAGAAGUGUUGAACAGCAUCCCCCGACAGAUGCUCCUGAUCAUGAAGACAAACGAUGUACUCCGCGGCAUUGAAUCCAUUUUGCACUCACGAGCCAGUGCCUCGUCAUUUAUAAACAUGUCUCGAUGCUGCAUUCGAGCCAUGGGGCAACAUAAACUGAAACACAGCUCAGGGUUUGUGAAAGCUUUCAAGACGAGACUUUACACACAGUGGCUUCUGUUGAAAGUGGACUUAUAUUCGCUGUAUUUGUGGAUUUCUAGCUCGUACCUAAUGAAAUUGAUGAAGCGUAAUUCAGUUCCAGUCACAGCUAGUUGAUAAUUAUGGUUUUAGGUUUUUUACCAUUCAGGUAUUGUUGUGAGCUAGUCCAAGCCACGGGUGUUGGGCGUGUGGCGAAUUCACUGAAACACUGUAAAUAUGUCAUAAAACAACAUUUUUCAUCACUUUGCCAAACAAAUAUUUUCUGAUAUAUUAUAUAUGAACAUAUAUUAUAUAAAAAACUUUUGUUUCAAAGUGAUGAAAAAUGUUGUUUUAUUACAUAUUGAUAGUGUUUCAGUGAAUUGGCCACGCAUCCAACACCUGUGGUCCAAGCAUAUUUGUGAUAAUUUUUAAGCAUUUUAUUUUAAUUUCUUAUGAGUUCCAGUUUAUUCAUACCAGUUUUAAUUGAUGUAGAGUACAACUGAUAUAGAAUCUUUAUACCAAGACAGAAGUUUUAAGGGGCACUCUUGUGUGGUCUGUAUAUUUUUACAAAGAUAGGAGUCUUUAAAAGCAUUCAUGCAUGCUUUUGAAAUUUGCAAAGAACACUUUUAAAUAUUGAGUAUGGACUGACUAAGUAUUUUCACAUUAAAUGCAUUAAUACUCUUUAUAACAUGAAGCUUAUUGUGAUGUUAUGAAGAUAAAGAACACAUGGAUAGUUAUUCUUCAAAUAUAUCCGUACACAAUACAGUAAAUGUGAUGAAUACACUGUUCAAAUAGAAACUCAAAAUUUGCGUUGAGUUUAAUAUACGGUGGUCAAUUUAGGCAUAAUGUUUUUCAUGAAAUCUAGGUACUGGUAUUAUAUUUAGGCAGCAUUUGAUUUACAUUUUUUUCUUGAUACUUAUAUAAGCUGUGUCUGAACAGUUAAUCGUUAUAAAUGGAAUAGGACUGUGUAUUGUCAUUGAAUAAGCAUUUACAUAAACAAAGAAUAAAGAGAUUUUAAAAAUA